UUGAGGCUACCCAAAUUCAAAAUCAAUAUGGCGUCAUUUGUUUAUCAACAUAUCAUUUACGAGGAUUGAAAUCGAAAAAUGCGCUGCUUUAUUCUAACUGCAUGAGCGAUUUUCAUAUUUCGGUUUCACAUGGAGGUGUUCACAUUUAACAUGGAGUUUAAAGUUAGCCACUAUUCGACUAUAUAACCGGACCGAGUUGUAAACAACAGUAAUUGAUUGAACCAAAAUGUCAGUAAACCGCAGCAAUAUUGGGUACACUGGCAAUAUGAGGGAUUUGACGUUUUAGUCGUACCCCUGGUAUAUAUGGUAUAUAUUCGAUGUGUUCGCUUAACACGAUAAAAGGUGAGAACUAAUAGUUCUUCAAAUAGAAGAAAAUGCAAAAACAAAAACAAAGUGAAAAUACACGGAAUAUGCAGCAAUUUAAAUGGUUUAUGACAUUCACAAAAAAACGAGCGUCGAGAAUAGAAGAUGUGAACGAUGAUAUAAACAACAGAAUAACAAAUCGUAACGAUGGUGUAUUUUAUACGCUACGAAAGCAAUUCCAAAAAAAACUAACAUCAAUGAAAAUAAAAGUAUGUGACCCGGAUGCAAUAUCAGGAUCAACCGAAUCAGGUCUUGUAGUAAACAGUCAAUCCUCUAAUCCUACAUGUUCCACGGAUCAGCAUGAUUUGAAUAUAGCUGUUGAAAGGCAUAAUUCUAUUCGAUUCUCUACAUCAAAUAAUACCAACUUACCUGUGAUAUUCAACCGAGACGUUCCAUCAACUGCGUUACAUACGAUGCGAAGCCUAUGUGUGGAUGUUCAUGAUGGUAAUACCAAACUAGAUACAAUGAUGGAGAAUAUGCGGAUAGAAUUGUUAAAAUACGGCUGGUAUUGGGGAAAACUAACCAGAGCAGCUGCUCAAAAACGUCUUGCCAGACAAGACAACGGAACUUUUCUAGUGCGCGAUUCACAAACAGAGAGAUAUCAAUUCACCGUGAGUUUCCGGAGUUCUGGAAUAACGAUGCACUGUAGAAUAGACUACAAGGAUAACUAUUGGUCUUUCUCUGGUUUAACGACGCCUACUCAAUGUGAGACAAUGAUUGAUCUAAUCGAAGAUACAAUGAAAAAAUCAGAGUACGGUAUUAUUGGUUUUGUGAAGCAAAAUACUACCUUGACACCUCCAUUUCCGGUACGUUUAACAAAACCAAUCAAUAGAUUUUAUGAGGUUUCCUCACUACAGCAUUUAUGCAGAUUUAUUAUAAGACAACAAAUAGAUACUAGAGAUAUCAUGAACCUUCCACUGCCACCCAAGCUGAAGGAUUAUAUAGAAGAAAAUUUCUAUGAUUAAUAAACAAUCGACUUCAAAGUUCA
Messenger RNA from Toxorhynchites rutilus septentrionalis, 1351 nucleotides. RefSeq lists its product as uncharacterized. Gene Ontology annotation, biological process: intracellular signal transduction; phosphatidylinositol phosphate biosynthetic process. Gene Ontology annotation, cellular component: phosphatidylinositol 3-kinase complex. Bases 375 to 1328 code for a protein of 317 amino acids. Gene Ontology annotation, molecular function: 1-phosphatidylinositol-3-kinase regulator activity. The record is from RefSeq and is a predicted model, not a curated record. The transcript is spliced from 2 exons. Lineage: Eukaryota; Metazoa; Arthropoda; Insecta; Diptera; Culicidae.